CCCAGUCACCUGUGUCACUGAACCCUCUUCUUUUUCAAUCAAAACAUAACCUCACUUUUUUAGUUUAGUUUAACGCAAAAAAAUGAGUGAUUCAGAAAGUAAUAGCAGCGAAAAUGAUGAAAUAACGAGUGAAGAAAGGGAGAAAAUUAAACAGCGUUUGAGUAACUUGAGUUUCGAAGAGCUCCAAAAAAUGAAGGAGGAAAUCGGCUCAAAACUCUACAACGAAACAAUCUUCCAAACGAAAUCACAGCCAAGCAAAACCACGUUCAAGAGGGCUAACAAAAACAGACCCAGAGAAAUGAGUUCAAAGAGACCAGUCAGAUUGGAAAACAACGUGAUUCCCGUGAAACACGUUUUAAACAGAGAUCCGAGGUUUGAGCCUAUGUGUGGCACAUUUGACAAGAAAACAUUUAAAAAAGAUUACAAGUUCGUAAAUGACCUAAGGAAGCAAGAGAAAACACAAUUGCUGAAGCAGCUGAAGGAAACAGAAGAUAAAAAGAAGAUAAAAUUCGUGAUACGACGAUUAGAGAAUCAAAUUCGUGAAGAAGAAAAGAAGGAACGGUUGGAACAGGAGGAAAGGAAGGAGAAGUCUGAAAUUAAGACCAAGUUGAAGGCGGGAGAAAAAGUCCACUUUAAAAAGAGAUCUGUGAAACGACUGGAAGGAUUAAUUAGCAAAUUUGAACAACUGAAGAAGUCUAACAAGUUACAAAAACAUCUGGAGAAAAGAUCCAAGAAAGUUUCCGCUAAGGAACGUAAAAAAUUGAACAAUAUUUCAUGAUUUAUAGGAAAACCUUUGUUAUUUUAAAAAUAAAGACAAAAAAGUGUGUCAUAUCA
Molecule: messenger RNA, 834 nt
Organism: Tribolium castaneum (red flour beetle)
Lineage: Eukaryota; Metazoa; Arthropoda; Insecta; Coleoptera; Tenebrionidae
Exons: 4
Coding region: 83-778 (231 amino acids)
Biological process (GO): maturation of SSU-rRNA from tricistronic rRNA transcript (SSU-rRNA, 5.8S rRNA, LSU-rRNA)
Cellular component (GO): nucleolus; 90S preribosome
Source: RefSeq, a predicted model, not a curated record